GAAUACCUUACCGCAUAUUCUACAAUUCCUGCCAUUGAUAGAUAUCCAAACGAAACCUUCUUCUGGAAUGAUUAAAGCAACUUCCCAGGUACGCAAUAUAUGCUGUGUGUCCGAUUUAUUGCUGUUUCUCCGCCCAUCUUCGCAAUCUAGUGAGACUGACUGUGCGACUGUUGCGCCACUGUCGGUUGCCACGAUGAUAAGAAGGCAAAAAGGCGCUGUCUUGAGGCACAGGCCAUUGCUCAUUGCUAGUGAUCUCAGGGCCAUUCUAAAGUUCCUAAGACCUGUACUGCCUCCUGGUAUGAUUCGCUGACCCCCGUGUUUUUCACGCCGAUAGCUAUAGUGGUACAAAUAGCCCGAUCUCGGCUUAUCUCUGCGUUAGCCUACGUUGUGUAAUCAUUUCUCGGUGACAGUGUUCAGAUUAGAAGAAUCCUGGAAAGUGUUGCUACUGGAAACCCUAAGUUGAUAUUCCAAACGGCACGGGGAUAUAUAAUCCAGUACCGGAUCGACAGAAUAGAGCGAAAAUACACAAUGUUUUUGCUUUUCCGACUUGCUUCUCGGCAUGGUAGUAUCGAAUACUGUCUAGUUUUUUCUCUUCUCCGCCCUAUUAUGUGAUGGCCCCAUCGCAUCUAAGUGGAAGUGUACUGUUUGACC
Molecule: messenger RNA, 651 nt
Organism: Aspergillus alliaceus
Lineage: Eukaryota; Fungi; Ascomycota; Eurotiomycetes; Eurotiales; Aspergillaceae
Exons: 1
Coding region: 68-310 (80 amino acids)
Source: RefSeq, a predicted model, not a curated record